AUGUUUUCUUUUCCAUCUUUUUCCACAAUUCUCAUACUUUUCCUCACCAAAAUCCCAUCUUUCCCCUCACAACCCACCCCAUUUUCCUCAAGACUUCUUGAUUCCACCCUCCAAGACCAUGCAUUCCAAUCAUUUCCCCAUCACCGGUCCAAAACCGGCACCAUUUACACCGGCAAUGUACCGGUUAAUCUAACCGGCAUUACCAUUUCUGCCCUUAGGUUAAGAAGUGGUAGUUUAAGAAAAAGAGGGUAUAAUGGGUAUAAAGAGUUUAAUAUCCCAAAGGGUAUUGUUGAAAAUCCUUAUGUUAAGAGGGUUAUUUUGGUCUAUCAUAAUUUGGGUAAUUGGUCACAAGUUUAUUACCCUUUACCCGGGUUUUUGUAUUUAACGCCGGUGGUGGGUUUGUUGGGUUACAAUGCGGAUAAUAUGACGGCGAAAGGGUUGCCGGAGUUGGAUCUCCGGGCGCCGGAGGACCCCAUUGUGAUAAAGUUUGAAACUUUAAAGGUUUUGGGAAAUGGGUAUUCACCGGUUUGUGUUUUCUUUGAUUUAUUUGGUGGGGUUGUGUUUGAUCAUGUGUUGAAUGGGAGUGUUUGUAGUUGUGUGACACAAGGGCAUGUUGGGAUAGUUGUUGAGAGUUCGCCGGCGCCGGUUCCGGCGCCGGCGCCGGAGCAUGUGCCGGAGUAUCCGAUUGCCGGUGGUGAUGGUGGUGGUGGUAGGGGAGGGAGGAAUAGGGGGUGGUGGGUUGGUGGGUCGGUGGCCGGUGGGGUUUUGUUGGCAGCGUUGGUUGUGGUGUUGGUGUUGUGGGUGAGGUGGUGUAGGGGGACUAAGAGGAUUGAGAAAAUGACGGUCGCGGCGGAUCACGGUGUUCCGUUGGCGGUCGCCGCUGUCGGGAGGGCGGAGGUCCCGGUGGCGAUGAGCACUCGGACUAAACCAAUUUUGGAGAAUAAUGUCCCGCUUGCGGUGUGCACAUAUAAUGUAUAUAUAUGUGGGCGGUCGAGGGACAAAAGUGAAAUGAUGUCAUCUGAAAACAACUCCUCUUUUGCUCUCAAGUCCAUACUUGAGAAAGACAAACUGAAUAACACCAAUUUUCUUGAGUGGCACCGCAACUUGAGAAUCGUUCUCAAGAUGGCAAAAAGGCUUUAUGUUUUGGAAACCCCGAUCCCAACCGCACUCGAGAACAACACUGUGGUUGCGAAGAAGGCUUUCGACAAACAUAAAGAAGAUGCCAUGGAAGUUGCUUGCCUCAUGUAA
Messenger RNA from Helianthus annuus (common sunflower), 1248 nucleotides. RefSeq lists its product as uncharacterized. Gene Ontology annotation, cellular component: membrane. The record is from RefSeq and is a predicted model, not a curated record. The transcript is spliced from 3 exons. Bases 1 to 1248 code for a protein of 415 amino acids. Lineage: Eukaryota; Viridiplantae; Streptophyta; Magnoliopsida; Asterales; Asteraceae.